Messenger RNA from Ylistrum balloti, 2919 nucleotides. RefSeq lists its product as uncharacterized. The record is from RefSeq and is a predicted model, not a curated record. Lineage: Eukaryota; Metazoa; Mollusca; Bivalvia; Pectinida; Pectinidae. The transcript has 16 exons. The coding region runs from base 1 to 2919 and encodes 972 amino acids.
AUGUCUCCAACAAAGUUACAAUUGUAUCCAGCUAUACGAUCUUUCAUUGCUGUGGUUUCCUGUAUAAAUCAGCCGACAAAAAUUAGCAACUGGAUGCCAAUUGCUGCUUACACGAAUCCGGAGGUAUCGUACAACCAUGGUCUCGGGGAGAUUCCCAUCAAAGUUGAUGUUCAAGUCCGCGUCAAGGACACAACACAAAACAAGGAUAUUAUCUUCAACGCAAUCAACUCGGGUCAUCGAGGAAACGAGGACGCUUCAGAAUAUGGAGGAGUGAUAUAUGUAUAUAAUGAAAACGAAGUGAAAAUGUUUGCCCCUGGAGAUACUACAGGAAGUGGAAACGGAAAGCUGGUACAUCUAGGUGGGUCAAAGUACGAAGGACCGACAGUUACCGGCGACUUCUCUUCGGGGGACGUUCGAGUUCGACUUUGGAAACAAUGCGACUUUGCAAGACCAACGUUUGUAUCUGAACUAGUAACACUAACCAAUACUGAAGCCGAUGCGUUCCAGGAAGUAUUCCAUUCCGUCGGUAGAAAGCCUGACCUUGUGAUCGUCCAAAUCUUCCUCGACAAUAAUUGGGUGACGGAUGCCCAAGGUAAGAUUACAUAUUUCCUAUAUUGUCAAGCAAAAUUUACCCAAAAAGGUCGGACAGACGCAAGGUGCGUUUUGGAGACCAAGAUAUAUAACAUGCCAUCAGAAUCACAUUUUGGACACAAGCAAGCGAAUUCCUUUGGAGGUGUAGUGUUUGCAUUUGGGAAAUACAGUAUUCGGAUAUGGACCCCAAGGAAAGGAUCAGGAUCCGUUUCAAACGGUGUUAUUUUCAACGCGAUUGAUGGCUGGGGCAACGAUGGGCAAUUCAUGUAUGAUGAUUCAGCUGCUGUAAGGGUAUGGGCUUGGGACUUUGGAAACCUGGAAAAUGACCCUUCCAAAAUAGUGUCCUACUUGAGAAAUAUGCCAGCUGAUGGCACCGUGACACAAUCGGUGGAUAUUAUAGACGAUGGAUUUUUAACAGUAAAGGUACAGGUUGAUUUCGGUGUUAACGAAGGAUAUGAUUUCUAUACCACCGGUACGGCACCAACAACAGAUAGUCUGGGACCGUCGGUGUUUUACGCCGGUGUAGUUUAUGGAGUAAUGGAAAAUACCAUUAUGAUGUGGCAUCCGACUGAAACUGAGGCACAAGGCUGUCUGGCGAUGGUGUAUGGACAAUGGGGGGACGGUAGUGUGGAGCAAUGUGUUAAAGAAAGUGACGCACAGAUCGUAAUACAACUGGCCUACGCUGACGUUGAUGAACCACCUUGUGAAGAGAAGGAUUGCAACCCCUCUGACAUAGGACCGAUGUGUGUUUGUGCUGGAUCCGGAUACGAGGGUCAAUAUUGCGAUUCGCUUGUGCAAUGUUCACCUCCAGCUGGUCAAGUAAAUGCCUAUUACACCCCGUCUCAGUUAAAGUAUGAUUUUAACACCAGUAUUACAUUUGCCUGUAACAAUGGUUAUGAAUACGGUUCUGGAGAUCAGACUGCUAUAUGCAAUGCUUCUAAAGUGUGGGAAGGAACUCCUUACCAAUGCAAUCCCAAGUCGUGUGGACAACCAGAAGAUGGUAUCAACUGUACUAAGACAGUGGAAGGAGUAACUUUUUCUGAUAAAGUCACUUACGAAUGUGCUGAUAAAUAUGAUAUUGAAAGCGGAGACGAAAUAAGGACAUGCCAGGCAAAUCAGCAAUGGAGUGGUCAAGCGCCCGUAUGUGCACGUAGUUGCGGUGAUCCAAGUGAAAACUCUACAACAGUUGUACGAACAAACGAGGGUUUGACAAUUGGGGUGAUUGCUACGUUCGACUGUAUUUCCGGGUAUGAGCCGGAGAGUGGAAAUUUCAGUAGACAAUGUGAGCUAGAUGCUAGAUGGAGUGGUGUAGUCCCCGUGUGUGAAAGAGUGCAGUGUGGCAUACCACAAACCGCCAAUGGUACAAACAGCCAACUGUCCUACAAUAGCACAGAUUUUGAAUCUAGUGCAACAUACACAUGUGACGUUGGUUACCACAGCGGGAAUAAGACGUCGUUCCAAACGACAUGUCAAGCGUCGCGAAAUUGGACAGCAAUUGAUUCUUGUCAAAAGGUGAUAUGCCCAUCCUAUCCAAUGGGAGUGAAGGCAGAUAUUACGUCACAUCAAGGGAUGGAGUAUGGAAACGUUAUCGAGUACAAGUGUCAGCACGGAACAUUAUUAUCGUCAGGAACACUUCGGAGAUCAUGUCAGUCAAACACUUCCUGGAGCGGAGAAUCUCCAGUUUGUGAAGACAUCGUCUGUCCUGAUCCCGGCGAAGUAGCUAAUGGAACAAUAUAUCACCUCAAUACAAAUUACAAUGGUGUGGUGAUUGUCGGAUGUGACCCUGGCUUUGCUGUAGAGUUUGGAGACGCAUCGAGGACAUGUGGCGAUACUGGACAGUGGUCUGGCACAAAACCGCACUGUGGAGAGGUUUAUCAAGUGUUUUUAAAUCCCGUUAAUGGUACUCCACCAUAUCUCCCGUUCCUCGGUCUUGGAGGUUCACCUAACAACAAUCCAUUAGUAACAAUAGACGACAUUCAGCAACUCCGGAUCCCGCUCAAGUCAACUGAUCGUUACAAACGAACGUUGUACAGUGUCCCUGAUGAUCGUUGGUUGUCCAAACUUAUCGGAUAUUCCUGGAUUCUUCUCGUUUCCCUUCCACUCGUUUUCUGUGUAGCAGUUGAUACGUUGGAUUACGUCAUGCGAAAAUCAGCUACACCUCGGACAAAUAAAGUGAGCGGAAGCGGAAGUGGAAGCGGGAGCGGAAAGGGAAACGGAAGUGGAAGCGGAAGUGGAAAUAGUGGACCCAAGGCCAAGAACACUGCACCAAAGCGAAACAAUACACCAAAGUCGAACAUGACAGACGAACACGAUGAAUGUCCUAUUUAG